Molecule: messenger RNA, 1524 nt
Organism: Lingula anatina
Lineage: Eukaryota; Metazoa; Brachiopoda; Lingulata; Lingulida; Lingulidae
Source: RefSeq, a predicted model, not a curated record
AUGUAUUGUUUACCUCCAAUAAAAUAUGAGAGCAACACCGAAGGUCAAACCCUGGAGAUUAACCUUAACAUAUCGGGUGGAGUUACUGGAGACAAUUGUCCAAACGAAUACCUAAAUCAUAAGAGACUUCUGACAGAACCGAGGGAAGGUCACCCAUGGUUUAUGAGAACAACAACGAGAAGGAGGACCGGUAUCAGUAGACCUCUCUUCAGCACAGACUUGGAUGAAGAAAUCACUGAAAAUAAAUCACCUCCAUCAAACCGUAUUGGUGAAACAACCAGGGCCGGGAAUAAAACUUACACUAACCGUAGGUGGAAUGUCUCACACUUCAAGUCUGUAGCUCUCUCGGUCUAUCAUGAUGCGAUUCAAAUCAUCACUGACGUCAAAUGCAAGAUCCACGAUCACUUUGCUAUUUUCGAAGACAAUUUUCAUGGAUUGCUCAUUGACUGCUACGACAAAGUUCAGACGAAAAAAGCAGUAAUAGACCGUGGGUGGAAUGUCUCACACUUCAAGUCUGUAGCUCUCUCGGUCUAUCAUGAUGCGAUUCAAAUCAUCACUGACGUCAAAUGGAAGAUCCACGAUCACUUUGCUAUUUUCGGAGACAAUUUUCAUGGAUUGCUCAUUGACUGCUAUGACAAAGUUCAGACGAAAAAAGCAGUAAUAGCUCAUAAAUUUUUAGAGGCUAUCGAAGGCAGCAAGAAGUCUGCAGAAAGAGCAUUCAGGUCAUUCAAGGACGGGCUUGUGGAACACAUUGACAAUGGCAUCGCUCGAGUGCGCCUCUACUUCGUUCCUGAGUCUCCCGUGGAACGAAAGUGCAAAGGAUAUUCCAACUGGUACGCAAAGAGCGCGUGCACGCUUUUGUUCCAAGCUGCUGAAUACCCUCCACAACUUGUCUCCACUCUGGCGGAAGGAUACGACAGAUUUUUCGAAGUUACCAUAAGGCUCUUCGUGCGUGAGACGCACAAAGAUAAGGUCUGCAAAGGCUACGACACCGUGCCGUUCCUUCGGAAAGUCUGUGAGACAGGAUUUGAUGUGGCGUCAACGGCGAACGAAAUCCUAGAGAACGCCCAAGAAUUCCUCAGUAAAUGUAUUGCACAGCCAGCCUUGGACUUUACCCAGACGGUCAUCGCAUCUAUAACAGACUGUGUAUGGAAAGUUAAAGAGGGGUUUGCAAGAGCCUGCCACAAUGGGAUGAACCUGGGAAAUAAAAUUACAACUUACCUGUAUCAGGGCUUGGACGUCGAAGCGGCUAAAGCACUUCUCUAUUCUGUGUUGAAGAAGGCUGCAUACAAGGUCCAUGACGUCUACGUACGUCUUCCCCGCUUCAAUGGUGAUCCCAUACAUGAUGGGCUGGUGGUUGUAGCCUGGGUGGUGUGUGCCCUAGCCCAGGGGUUGGUGGUCUACUGGGCCAGGAGGAAGAUCAGUCUAGAUAACAACGUAAGAAAGGCCCGUCAAAUGCGAGUUCGUUUCUCCCAUCCCACCUCAUCAGAAGAUUACUAUGACAGGAUUGCGAGACUUAUUAGA